Ruditapes philippinarum (Manila clam) is the source of this 6039-nucleotide messenger RNA. RefSeq names its product mitochondrial-processing peptidase subunit alpha-like. NCBI's taxonomy places the organism in Eukaryota, Metazoa, Mollusca, Bivalvia, Venerida, Veneridae. Gene Ontology annotation, cellular component: mitochondrion. Gene Ontology annotation, molecular function: metal ion binding. The record is from RefSeq and is a predicted model, not a curated record. The transcript has 12 exons. The coding region runs from base 37 to 1626 and encodes 529 amino acids.
GCAUCAGAAAACGCAUAGUGGUCUCUGACCUUUGUAAUGGCGACUCGCAUGCUGAGAAAUAUCCUCGGCCAAGGUUGCAAGAAUAUAAAUAGGAAAUGUUGUAAAAGAUACCUUUGUAGUAGUAGAGAGGCAGGGGGAAAUGCUGACAUACCUAUGAAAAAUGUGCCUCUAUCAUCGAGGCCUCCAAACUUUCCCCCACCAAGGUAUGCAGUGGCUGACAAAACACAACAUGAGACCCAGGUGACGGUACUAGACAAUGGCUUACGAGUGGCGUCGGAGAAUAAAUUUGGGGAGUUUUGUACUGUUGGUGUAUUGAUCGACUCUGGUUCAAGAUAUGAAGUAAACUACCCAAGUGGUAUAAACCAUUUCCUGGAGAAACUGGCUUUUAGUAAAACAACAAAUUAUGAAAAUCGAGAUAAAAUCAACCAAGUGUUAGAGAAAGUUGGAGGCAUUUGUGAUUGUCAGUCUUCGAGAGAUACAAUGAUAUAUGCUAUGUCAUUAGAAAGAGAGGGGCUACCCGAGGCGUUAGAUAUACUGUCAGACGUAGUUUACCAGCCUGUCAUAGGUGAUGAGGAGAUUGAGAUGGCACGACAGGCAAUUGGAUUUGAGCUAGAGUCUCUCCGUAUGAACCCUGACCCCACGGCACUGAUGGUAGAGAUGAUCUUUGCUGCUGGAUACAAAAAUAAUACUCUAGGGCUACCAAAGAUCUGUCCUGACGGUAACCUCAGUAAGAUAGACAAUCGUUUACUGUACACAUAUAUGAACAGUUACUAUGAUCCUAAGAGAGUAGUGUUAGCCGGUGUUGGCAUCGAUCAUGACACGCUCGUCAAUAUGGCGGAGAAACAUUUCAUCACAAAGUCACCGAUUUGGACAGAAAACAAAUCUCUGAUUUACCCUUCCAAAGGCAUGGAUUGUUCUAUAGCACAGUACACUGGAGGACUGGUAACUGAAGAACAAGAUUUAUCAGAUGUUAGUCUUGGACCAAAUCCAAUGCCUGAACUGGGGCAUUUAGUUAUUGGACUAGAAAGUUGCUCACAUAAGGACGAUGAUUUUGUAACAUUUUGUGUACUAAUGAAUUUACUAGGAGGAGGGGGAUCAUUUUCUGCCGGCGGACCUGGGAAAGGCAUGUACACUAGACUUUACCUGAAUGUACUGAAUAAGCAUCAUUGGAUAGAAAGUGCGCAGGCUACAAAUCACGCUUUUGCCGACACGGGGAUGUUUGUGAUACAGGCUAGCUCUCAUCCAAGCAAGCUUGACAAACUGACUGAGGUUAUAACUAAAGAAUUAGUCAAUACAGCUGGCCAGACACCACAGGUUGAAUUAAACAGAGCUAAGAGACAGCUCCAGUCUAUGCUGUUGAUGAACUUAGAACAAAGACCGGUUGUGUUUGAGGAUGUUGGUAGACAGGUGCUCUCCAUGGGUUAUAGAAACCAGCCAGAAUACUAUCAUGACCUUAUAGAAAAAGUGACAGCAGAAGAUAUAAGCAGAGUGGCACAGAAAAUGUUAAGAACAAAGCCUGCUGUAGCCGGGUAUGGAACGUUGCAGAAAUUACCCGACCUUGACACUAUACAAAACAUGAUACUUAAUAAGAGUAAACCCAAGCUAUUCUCACUGUUUGGAAGAUGAAAUAUUGCAGAUAUAUAACUAAAAUUACAAAAAUGUAUAAUUGAGAAAUUAAUGUAAAGUGAGUGCAAAAUUAAUACGGUAUAUCUCCUUCAGAGCAGUAUUCUUUUAGGAGAGAACAAAUUAUGGUUGUUCAGAAGAGGUGUUGCUUUAGUGAAGUGAAAAUUAAAUUUAUUGUGAAUUGUUGUUAUUGGUAGAAAAAUGACACGGUUGUUGUGAAGAGGUGAUUGCUCAACAAAGGGGCACUUUCUGACGAGGUUACACAGUAUUUCAAAAUGAACAGGAUAGUUCUCAAGACCUAGAUUGUCUGAGUAAUUAUAUCGUAAAGAAUUCAGUGAAACCCGCAGUCAUUAUGUCGGAAUAAAAAUAGAUAUAGUGUCAAUGUGGAAAAAAAGUGUUCCCCACCCAUAUUAGUUUAAGUUCUGUGUUUUUCUAAAAUAAAUGCAGAGUUUUUGAGAGGGGAAAAAAAACAAAAAUCAUGUCUUACACUAGAAGUAAAAGAUCACACUUUGGCAGAACAGUGUACAGAGUGUGUUAUUUUUGUUGUAAAUAUUUAUUCAGUUUUACAGAUUGUUGUAGAGAGUAAAGUUUUUGUAUAUUUUUUCAUGAUCGUAUUAACCGUGUGUAAUGAAUAUAAAACUUAGGCCAGACAUACCAGGAUGGACCUACCAGAAAGUUGGGUUAGAUGUAAGUUGAAGAAUAUUUUAGCUACAGACCAUGUGUGUAUAAAUCACAAUGAUAAUUUAUGUUUACUUAAUUAUGUAUGUUGUUAGUUAUAGACCAUAUUUGUUAAAGGCUCAUCAAGCCUAGAUAAUAAUGAUAUUUCUUAUAUAUUUCUCAAAAACUUUUUACUUGUAGUGUCAGGUGACGUGUUUCCAAAAGGCUACUCCUUGGUCAUAUAACUUAUCUCUUACGGUUUUGAAAUGAUUGUUUCAUUUUACGCCUUUUCCUCAACAGUAUUUCAGUCAUAUAGGCGAGUAGUUUCCUAACCAUCGUUCCUAGAGAGUUACACCAGUACUAGACUACCUUCCUCCACGCUAAACUACCAAAGCAUCUCCUGGGGAUCGAACCCACGCCAGAGAGGUAGUCAUCGACACUAACCCCUCGUCCACGGAGGCGAUUGUUUUGAAAUAGUUUUGUGGUGUAGUAUUUUGUAUGUUAGUACUUUGUUUACUUCAAUGAUUAUUUCCCUUUCAUCAGGUGGUCAUCAUCACACAUGCACUUUAUCCAAUUUAGGGGUGUCCAUGGCCAAGUGGUUAAGGUCGUUGACUUCAAACCACUUGCCCCUCACCGCUGUGGGUUCGAAUCCCGACAUGGACUUUGGAUUCUUUCAUGUGAGGAAGCUAUCCAGCUAGCUUACGGAACGUCGGUGGUUCUACUCAGCUGCCUAUUCGUGCCUGAAAAAAUGCACGGAAGGGCACCUGAGAUCUUCCUCCACCAGUGAAGCUGCAACAUCGCCGACCGAUACUGUGUUGAUGAGAUGUUAAACCCAAUCAAAAAAACAAACUUAAUCCAAUUUGAAGUAGUAAAAAAUUACAUGUUUGCUCUUUGUAAAGGAAAACAAAAAUAUACAGUAAAAAUGAAGAAGAAGAAACCCUGGCCAUGUUUAGCCAAAAGUCCUGUUUGCAGAGGUUAUAUAAAGUGAUUUAUUUAUCAGUGGAUUUGGACUUUAAAUCAUCCGAUUUUCAAAGUAUUAAGGUUUUUUAGAAUUCCAGUUUUACUAUACUAAUUUCUGAGGGUAAGUGUGCCUUUAAAGCUUUAAGUUCAAGCUGCGUAGAUUUUAGUUGCAUACAUGUGAACACUCCCACUUUAAGCAGCGGAAGACUCCCACUUUCUGCAGCCAUAUUUUCAAAGAUUUUUUAGCUCACCUGUCACAAAGUGACAAGGUGAGCUUUUGUGAUCGCUUUUCGUCCGUCCGUCCGGCGUCCGUAAACUUUUACUUUAAAUGACAUCUCCUCAUAAACCACUUGGCCAAUUUCAUCCAAACUUCACAGGAAUGUUCCUUUGGUGGGCACCUUUAAGAAUUGUUCAAAGAAUUUAAUUCCAUGCAGAACUCUGGUUGCCAUGGCAACCGAAAGAAAAAACUUAAAAUAUCUUCUUUUAAAAAACCCAAGAGCUAGAGCUUAGAUAUUUGGCAUGAAACAUCAUCUAGUCAGUGUCUACCAAGUUUGUUCAAAUGAAAGCCCUGGGGUCAUAAUUGGCCCCGCCCCAGGUGGUCAUUGAUUUUCCCUAUAUGCAUAUAGUAAAACCUUAAAAAAUCUUCUUUUAAAGAACCCAAAGAGCUAGAGCUAAGAUAUUUAGCAUGAAACAUCCUCUAAUGGGUGUCUACCAAGUUUGUUCAAAUAAAAGCCCUGGGGUCAAAAUUGGCCCCGCCCCAGGGGGUCAUUGAUUUACCCUAUAGGCAUAUAGUAAAACCUUAAAAAAUCUUCUUUUAAAAAACCCAAAGAGGUAGAGCUUAGAUAUUUGGCAUGAAACAUCUUCUAGUCAGUGUCUACCAAGUUUGUUCAAAUAAAAGCCCUGGGGUCAAAAUUGGCCUGCCCCAGGGGUUCAUUGAUUUUCCCUAUAUGCAUAUAGUAAAACCUUAAAAAAUCUUCUUUUAAAGAACCCAAAGAGCUAGAGCUAAGAUAUUUAGCAUGAAACAUCCUCUUAUGAGUGUCUACCAAGUUUGUUCAAAUAAAAGCCCUGGGGUCAAAAUUGGCCCCGCCCCAGGGGGUCAUUGAUUUACCCUAUAUGCAUAGAGUAAAAACCUUAAAAAAUCUUCUUUUAAAAAACCCAAAGAGGUAGAGCUUAGAUAUUUGGCAUGAAACAUCUUCUAGUCAGUGUCUACCAAGUUUGUUCAAAUAAAAGCCCUAGGGUCAAAAUUGGCCCCGCUCCAGGGGGUCAUUGAUUUUCCCUAUAUGCAUAUAGUAAAACUUUAAAAAAAAUCUUCUUUUAAAGAACCCAAAGAGCUAGAGCUAAGAUAUUUAGCAUGAAACAUCCUCUAAUGGGUGUCUACCAAGUUUGUUCAAAUAAAAGCCCUGGGGUUAAAAUUUGGUCCCGCCCCAGGGGGUCAUUGAUUAACCCUAUAUGCAUAUAGUAAAAACUUAAAAAAUCUUCUUUUAAAAAACCCAAAGAGCUAGAGCUUAGCUAUUAAGCAUGAAACCUCUUCUAGUGGGUGUCUAACAAGUUUGUUCAAAUAAAAGCCCUGGGGUCAAAAUUGGCCCCGCCCCAGGGGGUCAUUGUUUUUCCUUUUAUGUAUAUAGUUAAAACAUAAAAAAUCUUAAAAGCUAGAGCUAAGAUAUUUAGCAUGAAACAUCUUCUAAUGGGUGUCUACCAUUUUUGUUAAAUUAAGGGCCCUGGGGUAAAAAAAAUUGGCCCCGCCCCGGGAUCAUUGAUUUUCCUUUUAUGUAUAUAGUAAAAACUGAAAAAAUGUUCUGUAAAAAAGCCCAAAGAGAUAGAGUUUAGAUAUUAAGCAUGAAUUAUCUUCUAGUGAGUGUUUACCAAGUUUGUUCAAAUAAAAGCCCUGGGGACAAAAUUGGCCCGCACAGAGGGGGUGGGUCAUUGUUUUUCCCUAUAUGUGUUUAGUAAAAACUUAAAAAUUUUCUUAGAGCUUGAGCUUAGAUAUUUAUCAUGAAACAUCCUCUAAUGGGUGUCUACCAAGUUUGUUCAAAUAAAGCCCCUGGGUUAAAAUUAGCCCCGCCCCGGGGGCCUAUAUACAGGUGAGCGAUUUCAGGGCCAUCAUGGCCCUCUUGUUUUAAAAUAAGGGGUAUUUUGACAAAUUAAAGAAGUCUUCCUCUUUUUGAUGUCAGAACUUCCUUCUUUGUUUAUUGCAAAUUCUAAAAUCUCUCUUUUUGAAGAAAAAUCUUCCACUCAAUCAUGGAAAAAAGUUCACUUGUAUGUAGUUUUAGUUGUAUUGAACUGGGGGACAUUGAUGCAGCUAUGACACCAACUCCAUCAAAUACAUUAAUUAUAUUACACUCAUUCCUUUAAAGGCACAUUAAGCCUCGGAAAUGAUUUAUUUUCAUUCUGUAGAAAAGGGUAUUAUGUUUUCUGUAAUGCUGUGAUAUUUUUGUAAAACAUGUGAGAUAUUUAUCACAUGUAGAAAAUAAAACGUAUUAUGACUUCCAUACUUAAUCCUUACAUGCUGCAGUAGUAAUUGCCAAAGGCAAAAAAAAGAAAUAGAUGAAUAAGGUAUAUGGUCAAUGAGUACUUUUUUUGGAAACUGAAGGAUACUAAAAAAAAAAAAGAAAAAAAUAUGAGAAUUAGUAUUAUUUAUUUCCUUUUUUGAAGAAGAAAAUAAAUUAAUAUAACAAUAAUAAUUAUGAUAUACAUUGUAUAUGUUACCAUAAAGUUAAGAAAUAUUGAUCAUUAUUCAAAACUAACAAAUGUGAACUGUAUGUUGAUUAUUGAAGAGUAAAUAAAAACACUUGAAAGUCA